Molecule: messenger RNA, 896 nt
Organism: Andrographis paniculata
Lineage: Eukaryota; Viridiplantae; Streptophyta; Magnoliopsida; Lamiales; Acanthaceae
Product: 50S ribosomal protein L27, chloroplastic
Exons: 3
Coding region: 56-619 (187 amino acids)
Biological process (GO): translation
Cellular component (GO): ribosome
Molecular function (GO): structural constituent of ribosome
Source: RefSeq, a predicted model, not a curated record
GCCGCAAGAGAAUUCAUUCUCUCUUUUGUUUCCUGAAUUUCUCCUCCCGUUUACAAUGGCGCAACUCACUUUGAGUUUCAAUCUUGUGGGGGCUUUCAGAGGGCUAUCCAUUGCACCAUCGUCUUCCUUUACCAGAGGGGACGUCGGCGGUCCUGCUCAACUACUUCAAAAAACAACCGCAAUCUCCUCCUUUCCCUUGAAAUUCCCAUUGACAAUUGAGGCGGCACACAAGAAAGGAGCUGGAAGCACUAAAAAUGGCCGUGAUUCGCCGGGGCAGAGGCUUGGAGUCAAAAUCUUCGGGGAUCAAGUCGCCAAGCCUGGCUCUAUUAUAAUUCGCCAGCGCGGUACCAAGUUUCAUCCAGGGAAGAAUGUUGGACUUGGUAGGGAUCAUACCAUUUUCUCGUUGAUAGAUGGAAUGGUCAAAUUUGAGAAGUUUGGACCCGAUAAGAAAAAGGUAAGUGUAUAUCCUCGAGUGGUACAGCCUGAGAAUCCCAAUAGUUACAGAGCAAGAAAGAGAGAGUCAUUCAGGUUGCAACGGGAGCGACGAAAAGCAAGAAAAGAAGGGAUUGUAAGUGAACCAGAAAUGGUUCUUGCUUCUGCUGCUACCCCAUCUUGCUGAAGAAGAGUAUCAGGAAUGAAUGAGAAGCUGUGGAAUGAUUUUCUUUUUUAACAUUAAUAUUAGUAUUGUAUUCUUGGAUUCAGCCACAGCAGAGCAGCAAAGAAAUGAAUCAAAUACAUAACUUCACCACCCACUUUUGUGUAUCUGUAUCUACCAAUACCAUCCGAGAGAGAGAGAGAGAGAAAUGGAAUCGUUGAGUGUAGACAAAACUAUAAGAACAAUUUCAUUGGCCCAUCCAUCAUCGUUUGAUCUGGAAUUAAUCACCAAAAUUCACUUU